Messenger RNA from Microtus oregoni (creeping vole), 2804 nucleotides. Its product is annotated as taste receptor type 1 member 3-like. The transcript is spliced from 6 exons. The record is from RefSeq and is a predicted model, not a curated record. Gene Ontology annotation, cellular component: membrane. Gene Ontology annotation, molecular function: sweet taste receptor activity; G protein-coupled receptor activity. NCBI's taxonomy places the organism in Eukaryota, Metazoa, Chordata, Mammalia, Rodentia, Cricetidae. Bases 234 to 2804 code for a protein of 856 amino acids. Gene Ontology annotation, biological process: sensory perception of umami taste; sensory perception of sweet taste; G protein-coupled receptor signaling pathway.
AGUUGGCAUGCUGGGGCUCUCUUGGACAGACAGCGCAUUAACGCUAUGAAGAUGAGUCCAGUAUGCACAAACUAUCAGGUCUGAGCUAUUGAGCAUAUCACCGGAGCCCCUUGGGGGCUUGGCAGCCAAGCACAGAAGUUUUGCUAAACAAAUUCUCUGCUCUCUCCCCCUGGACUCAGUAUAUCUGGGGCUCCAGCACACCCUACAGUCUCUACUGGAAGUCUCUACCUACCAUGCCACACCUGGUUGUUCUGUGCCUCAGCCUGGCUGCUCUCCCGGGCCUUGGGAUGGGGGCCUCCUUGUGCUUGGCACAGCAAUUCAAAGCUAAAGGGGACUACAUACUUGGUGGGCUAUUUCCCCUGGGCUUAACUGAGGAGGACACACUCCACCAGAGAACACAACCCAAUAGCAUCUUGUGCACCAGGUUCUCACCCCUUGGUCUGUUUCUGGUCAUGGCUAUGAAGAUGGCUGUGGAGGAGAUCAACAAUGGAUCUGCCUUGCUCCCUGGGUUGCGCCUGGGUUAUGACCUAUUUGACACAUGCUCGGAGCCGGUAGUCACCAUGAAGCCCAGUCUCAUGUUCAUGGCAAAGGUGGGCAGUCACAGCAUCGCUGCCUACUGCAACUACACACAGUACCAGCCGCGUGUGCUGGCUGUCAUUGGGCCCCACUCGUCAGAGCUUGCCCUGAUUACAGGCAAGUUCUUCAGCUUCUUCCUCAUGCCACAGGUCAGCUACAGCGCCAGCAUGGAUCGGCUCAGUGACCGGGAAACAUUCCCAUCCUUCUUCCGCACAGUGCCCAAUGACCGUGUGCAGCUGCAGGCUGUUGUGGCUCUGCUGCUGAAUUUCAGCUGGAACUGGGUGGCUGCCUUAGGUAGUGAUGAUGACUAUGGUCGGGAAGGCCUGAGCAUCUUCUCUAGCCUGGCCAAUCCACGAGGUAUCUGUAUCGCCCACGAGGGCCUGGUGCCACUGCACGCCACCAGUGAUCAACAGCUGGGCAAGGUGUUUGAUGUACUACAACAAGUGAACCAAAGCAACGUGCAAGUGGUGGUGCUGUUUGCCUCCCCCCGUGCUGUCUACUCCCUUUUUAGCUAUGGCAUCCGUCAGGGCCUCUCACCCAAGGUAUGGGUGGCUAGUGAGUCCUGGCUGACCUCUGACAUGGUCACGACACUACCCAAUGUUGCCCAUGUGGGCACUGUGCUUGGGUUUCUGCAGCGAGGUGCCGAGCUGCCGGAAUUCUCCCAUUAUGUGGAGACCCACCUUGCCCUGGCUGCCGACCCAACAUUCUGUGCCUCACUGAAUGCUGAACUGGACCUGGAGGAGGGGGUGAUGGGACAACGCUGUCCACAGUGUGACCACGUCAUGCUGCAGAACUUGACAUCUGGACUGCUGCAGAACCUAUCAGCAGGGCAGUUGCACCACCAGAUUUUUGCAACCUAUGCAGCUGUGUACAGUGUGGCCCAGGCUCUUCACAACACCCUACAGUGCAAUGCCUCAAGUUGCCCCGCAUCAGAGCCUGUUCAACCCUGGCAGCUCCUGGAGAACAUGUACAACAUGAGUUUCCGUGCUCGGAACCUGACACUGCAGUUUGACGAUAAAGGGAACGUAGACAUGGAGUAUGACCUGAAGAUGUGGGUGUGGCAGAGCCCUACACCUGUGCUGCACACUGUGGGAACCUUCAAUGGCACCCUUCAGCUGCAGCACUCCGAGAUGUACUGGCCAGGGAACCAGGUGCCAGUGUCCCAGUGCUCCCGGCAGUGCAAAGAAGGCCAGGUGCGCAGAGUAAAGGGCUUCCAUUCCUGCUGCUAUGAUUGUGAGGACUGCAAAGCAGGCAGCUACCAGAAGCAUCCAGAUGACUUCGCCUGUACUCCAUGUAAUCAGGAUGAGUGGUCCCCAGAGAAAAGCACAGGCUGCUUACCUCGUAGGCCUAAAUUCCUGGCUUGGGGAGAACCAACUGUGUUGUUACUACUCCUGCUGCUUUGCCUGGUGCUAGGCCUAGCACUCGCCUCCCUGGGGCUCUUCAUCCACCACUGGGACAGCCCUCUUGUUCAGGCCUCAGGUGGGUCACGGUUCUGCUUUGGCCUGGUCUGCCUAGGCCUCUUCUGCCUCAGUGUCCUUCUAUUCCCAGGACGGCCAAGCCCUGCCAGCUGCCUUGCUCAACAGCCACUGGCUCACCUUCCUCUCACAGGCUGCCUAAGCACACUUUUCCUGCAAGCAGCGGAGAUCUUUGUGGAAUCUGAGCUGCCACUGAGCUGGGCAAACUGGCUAUGCAGCUGCCUUCGGGGACCCUGGGCUUGGCUGGUGGUACUGCUGGCCAUUCUUGUGGAGGCAGCACUAUGUGCCUGGUACCUGACAUCUUUCCCACCAGAGAUGGUGACAGACUGGGUGGUGCUGCCCACAGAGGUUCUGGAGCAUUGCCGCAUGCGUUCCUGGGUCAGCCUAGGCUUGGUACACAUCACCAAUGCAAUGCUGGCCUUCCUCUGCUUCCUGGGCACUUUCUUAGUACAGAGCCAGCCUGGCCGCUACAACCGUGCCCGUGGUCUCACCUUCGCCAUGCUAGCUUAUUUCAUCAUCUGGGUCUCUUUUGUGCCCCUCCUGGCCAAUGUGCAGGUGACUUAUCAGCCAGCUGUGCAGAUGGGUGCCAUUCUGUUCUGUGCCCUGGGCAUCCUGGCCACCUUCCACCUACCCAAAUGUUAUGUGCUUCUGUGGCUGCCAAAGCUCAACACCCAGGAGUUCUUCCUGGGAGGAGGCCCCAAGGAGGCAGCAGAUGGGAGCAACAGUGGGGGUGACAGUUCAGGGGCACAGUGA